CCCGCCCGACGCGGGCCGGCGGGCGCGCCGCGCGGGCCGCGGCGUCCGGAGCGACAUUCGCCGGCUUCCCGGCCGCCGCCGUUACGGUCGCAAAGGGGUGGAACCGGUAAAUGUCCGUGGGAAUCUUGGGAUUUUGGAAUCAUUUCAAAUUGGACACUUUCCUUUGGAAUUUCUUGGGAAUUGGGGGUAUUUUAAUUUGAUAUUCCAUCGAGCAUAUCGUGAAAUUCGCGGCCCCGCGCCCAAACUCUCUUCCCUCGCCCGUCAUUUCAUAGAGAUCGUUCAAGCGUGAAUGUAAACGGUUUGUUUUGUCACAAGCGGAUCUCUGCAAAGUAGCUAGCUCGCCUUGCCCACGUGCCAGGGCAUCAGUACCAUUUAACUCCAUGACCGCCAGAUGUUCUCAAAGCAGCUGCCCAUAUUGCCGGCCGUUCUCGAGCAUUUCCACCGAUCUGCGAAGACGCGCAGAAUAUCGUUUCCUGUCACGAUACCAGCGCCCGAUCUACCGAAAGGAAGCGUCGAGUCAUCGGGGGGAAAAAAAAGGUGGUUUCUAGCUUUUUCGGUUCUUUACUGAGCAACAGAAGACAACUUCACAGGUCGGUCGGUGUUUCUCUGUCGCAGUCUCGGUGGCGAGACUCCGCCCCUUCUCGGCUCUGCUCGCCACGCAGACCGCAACCCGCGCUCCGGCGCUCCGGUUUCAGGAACACAUUUGCUCCCAAAGUCGUCUUUCAGCGAAGCGCGACAAAUAAUACUUGAACUAGUGAGGCAAUUUGAAAAGGACAUUUGUUUUGCAGAUAUUCAAGUCAGAAUCGCGACGUUGACCGACUCGGCGCGUGGCUCCACUAGAACGCGGUUGGCGUUCGUCGUUCGGCACGGCCUCGCUAACGACUUCCCGCGCGAUGCCCUCUUGUCUCGCUCGUCAUCGCCGGCCGACCUUUCUCUUGGAAAGCGACGCCGUCUACGGGCUUCUGUCGGUCGUUGCGGCCGAGACGCCUCCGGCGGGCAGCCAGUUAAGAGGCGAGCUUCAAGUCAGUCGAUGAUUUCCAUCGAGUGCCGCGAAAGAAUUCCCGGGCAAAGUUUUGCGCUUUGAGGAUCCGGUGAUUUGGCGCCCGUGCCCUUUUGACAGGAAGUCAGCCACGAAGGUUUCCCGGCGACGACAGGAAGUCGCCCAACCCUCAACCCGCGGAAGGUCCGGCCUUCAAAUCCGCCCCGACGUCUGUGCGCUAGUGCGCUUUGUAAGACCAUCCAGCCAAGCUAGUACGACGACUAGGACACCCUGCUAGACGAGUAUGAGUGUGUUGUUUGUCGUUUUCCACCACGAGAGCCACAAAUACACAGUGGCUCUACUAGUGCUGAAUUGUAACGAUAAUAAGGGCUUAGGGCUUCUCUGGUGCUUUUUAAGGCACUCAAAGACGCUUUCCACUUGCUUCGACUCCACAUCGCCGCCUGGCGGUGCUAAGGUACUCGCGUCACCGCCGUCUGACGGACCAGGAAGGACAAAGAGCCUACUAGUGCAUCUACCUGAAGCAUAUUGAAUGCAUUUAUUCAAUAUCCCCUUAAGGCCUGUGUACUAGUACACUCUUUGUCUAGUAAUGUUUUUCAACCACUAGAGCUACUAAGAUACAGUUCUACUAGUGCACUAAAUUGUCUAAAUAAUGAGGACAAGGACCAUACUCCUAGUACAUGGACCUGAAACUAGAUAUUUCAAUAUCGAGGAUAUCAAAUACAUUUAUAUGAUAUCCAGCUUCGGGUACUCGUAUCCUCUUUGUCCUCACUAGUAAGACAAUUUCAGUGCACUAGUAGAACAACUGUUGGUAAUACGAUUCACUGACGUGUAUGACCAAUAAGGAGAAAGAGUCUACUAGUAUAUGGACCGUAAGAUGGAUAUCAACGACAUCGAAUAAAUGCUCAGACAGGUUGCUUAAGCGCACUAGUAUAGGACAACUUUGACAAUCUACUACGACGACGAUGUUACUAGUGAGGCCAAACUAGUAGGAAGGGAACCCUUUUCAAAUCGUCUAAAAUUGGCAAAUUAUUUUGCCGAUUUAUUUUAUUUUAUUUAUUUAUUAUUAUUUUUUUUUUUACACAUGAACCCAUUUCGACAUACGACAAAGAUAAUUGACAUUCAAACAUUUUUCGCUCACGUUCAGCAGUUAUAUACCGUGUAUUUUAUCUUUUUUCAAUUCAAUUUGGUCGAUUAAUCAGUUACCGGAAUUUUAUUCUGACAAAUAUUGGAAUCAGCCUCACAAAAUCUCGGCUCCUAACUGGUAGGGUUACUAGUGCAGCACAGUAGUUUACUCCUGAGGUUUUAUUAUAUACACGAGUAAGUCACGAGUAGUAGUAGUAGUAAUGGAAAUAACAAUACUAGUGCGUUGAAUUGUCCUUGCUCGUGAGCGCACUGGUACAUGGAGCUGAAGCUGAACUAGAUGCCGGGCGGGCUUUGUCUACUUCCCGCUUUGCUGCGCAACCUGGGGCGGGAUCGAACCCGCAACCUUUUCUUUUUGCCUGCUGAUAACGCGGUUCGUCACCGUUUGCCCCGCCCCUUUUGCGACCGUCACGACAGCAGCCGAAAUAGCCGAACGGAGUUGUUUCGAGCUAUCGCGUACUCGCGAAGGCUGCCGUCGAUGUGGCGUCCGAUAAACCCUCCUCAUUUCCUUCGUUGAAAUUUGCCGUGUCCAAAGUACGUGCGGUCGGUAUCGGCGAGUACCGAUAUCGAACAACCCUCGACGAUUGGGCGCUGAUCAAGUCACUUUUGAAUCCACCAACGAGCGAGCGAAAUUGUUCAGGAAGCUCCUCCCCCUCUGAAUGUACGCGUGCUGGCCUUCGCCGAGUCACUUCCUGUUCGUCACGCGCGAAGAAUUGAAAAUGUUAGGGAUGACGGCUUACUUUGUGGGUUUCGCCGGGUUUUUGGUUCCUUUUGUCUCUUUGAGAUUUAAAAAAACCCAAAAAGGUUUUCCCAGCUGAGGGAGCGGUCGCCGUUGGUCCCGUCGGGGGCGGCUUCCUUUUUGGACAGGAAGUGCGGGUUUUCACCCGCUUCCGCGUUUGAGCUGGAGCAAUUUCCAAAAGGUCAAAGUCAGCCUCGCUGACAACCGAAUCACCAUCGAGUCCUCCGAGUUGAUUUUAGCCAACCGAACGCACGCGCCUGCGUGUCCUUGCACGUUAGCUUUAUGCAAUCAAUCACGCAGUCACAAUGCAGUUGCACACUCUGCCAGUGGGGGAGCUGUUGAGGGAUAAGAUAAAGGCCAUAUUUCCUAAUUCUUUCUAACUCCCCCACCAUGAGCUAAAGGCCAUAUUUCCUAUUUUGUCACAUUUUUGCAAAGGUUUGCUCGAAUGUUCUUGAUGCUGUCGGGCUCCUGCUUUUAGGCUGAACUGUGUGCGUGUGCACGCACGUGUGUUGUAAUAAUUGUAAUAAUUUGUAAUAAGCAGGGACGUGUUUGUACAUAUGAAUGUUUGCAAAGCAGCUAACAGAGAUUUAUAAACUGUUACUUCAUUCUUUUUUUUGCAGAAAAUAAACCUGAUGUGAACUCGUCACGUUUCCUCAUUGAGGGGGAAGAAACCGCACCGCUACUUCAAAAUAAAAGUAACGGUGCGGCUACCUCGAAAGGAAAGCAGCAGUCCCGCGACUUCAAAAUAAAAGCGUCGGUAGUUUCUUAAGACUCGGAGUUUUUUGUGCCACGUGUAAUAAAGCAGAGGUGUCAAAGUCAAAUUCCCGGUGGGCCAAAAUUUGAAAUUGGGACAACGUCGCAGGCCAAACUCAAUAUUGAAUGACAAAUCACUGCGAUGUGCGCGUUUCCCUUCUCUGCAGAAAUGUAGCGUUAAACGUUGAUCAUAUGACACCAAACUUACAUUUGGCUUAAACACUGAAUCUGGAAUAAACAAACGAUAAUAUUCUAAACACGAGGAAUCUAAUUUCCGAUACAAGACGUCAGUGGUAUUUGUUGUUUUGCAUCGAAAUAGAUAAGGUGAAUUCUUCUGUCUCUCCAUCUUCUAUUUAUCGCUCGCUCCGACUGCCUUUCUUUUUGUUGGAAAUCUUUUUUCAAACGAAUAAGAAUGUCCUUCAAUAAAAAUCCAAACUUCAAACUAUUAACAGUCCCUGCCUAGGAGUUGGAUUGAUAAAGGGCAUUUGGAAAACAUGAAUUCAAUGAUGUUCUAUUCUUUGCGCCGCGCACGACAAACCGGUCUGUCUUUGACUUUGGUCGACAGACGAUCUGCCUCCCGGCUGUCUUGGAAGCGAACCCUUUUCCAUCUUGCGUUUGGCCAUUUUCGGGAAGGGGAAGUGCACGUUUGCUCGAGGAGACCGGUAGCGUAGUCGCUAACGACCGCAACAGAAAGGGAAGGGGCGCUCGCCGGUCGAGACCGAUGGGCCGACACGCUAGCAAAGCAUUCUGGGAUUUGGAAUAUUAGUGGCGCGUGUGCUAUAGGCCGGCGGGCCAGCUCCAACGCACAUCCGAUAUGGUCUUGUGUAAUAUAAUUACGUCGUGGGCGCUCGAACGGCCGGAGUUUCCCAAAGGAACACGCUCGGAGUACCCGUAAAGUGUCGGCCAUUUUGCGGCGCUGUCGGGAUGUGCGGCGAGUCGAGGUCUUCUUCAUUUUGGUAAGUCCUGAAAAAAGGACUUGCCGAAGUCAGAGGACUCCAAAAAGGGUGGGUACUCUGAACUGGUGUUUGGCGCAUAGGCGCGAACAACAGUCGGGACCCGUCCCCCCGCCCGAAGGCGGAGGGAGGCUACACUCUCGUCCACCGGGGUGAACCCCGACGUACGGGCGCCGAGCCGGGGGGGCAAGAAGUAUACCCGCGCCUGCACGGCGCCUCUCACCGCGGGCGACUCCAGAGUGGAAGAGAGUCCAACCCCUCUCGAGAGGACCGGUACCAGAGCCCGAGCCGUGCGUGGAGGCGAGUCUACAGUGUAGCGGAGAGUCUAGUGGAGACUAUAUCCAGUCGGAACUUCUCGACCUCUCACACCAGCUCGGGCUCCUUCGCCGCCAGAGAGGUGACGUUCCACGUCCCUGGAGCCACCUUCUGUAGCCGGGGAUCGGAUCGCCGAGGUCCCCGCCUUCGGCCGCCGCCCGGCUCGCGCUGCACCCGACCCCUGUGGCCCCUCCCACAGGCGGUGAGCCCACGGGAAGGGGGACCCGCGUUACCCUGUCGGGCUGUGCCCGGCCGGGUCCCACGGGUGCAGGCCCGGCCGCUGCGCGCUCGCCUUCGAGCCCCGCCUCCAGGGGAAAAGCUCACUGCCUUGGUGAAAACCCCCCAAAAUAUGUUGUCUUAAUAAUCGGAGCCAAUUUCUCUUCCAGUUGACUCACUAACUGGCCGUGAUGAUCAUGUCAGAUUAACGUCAAAUAGAAAUCAAUAUUGUGGCGUUUCCGGUGAAAAUAUCGCUGACGUUUUACAACUCGUCAAAUGCGUUGAGGGGAAUCACGCUGGGUGACAAUAUGGCGCCCUCUCCUCACACCGUCUUCGGCUUUUGAGUGACGCUGUGUUGUUUUAUUUUGAAAUGCGGGAGCGGAAGUGGCGGUAACAGCGCCGCCGCCUUGCCGACCUGGUGCCACAUCAAACAUGGACGUCCCGUGCGAGCCAACGAGAGCGGCAUGACCGUCGCCGUCUUGUGCCGGACGAAGCAGCGAACACGAGCAGCCCAGACUUCCUGUCGUGUGACGCCACGAGCAGCGAGCAGAGCAGAGGCGGGCACGCGGGCGGCAUGACGGAGGACAAAUGCCCGCAGCUCGUGGACUACUUCGUGGUAGCGGGUCUGGACCCCGCCGGGCCCUGGCGACCCCUGGACGACGACGCCAGGACCGUCGGCGCGCCGGGCCGGGGGACGGAGCCCGUGACGGACCUGGCGGUGAUCGCCCGCGGCCUGGGCGAGGAAGUGCCCCAAGGGUUCACGUGCAUCGACAAGUCGCUGGGCGGCCACUCGGCCGAGCUGAGCGCCGGACUUAUCAACAACCCGCGCCUCUACCUCUGCUACCGGAGGGGCCGCGACAAGCCGCCCCUUCUCGACCUCGGGGUGUUGUACGAGGGCAAGGAGCGGCCCAAGGCCGGCUGGUACGUGAUCGAGACCACGCCCUACAGCCGCUCGGCCAGCCUGAGCUCCGGCGCCGGCCCGACGUCGCACCGCGUCUUCCUGACGUACCGGCGAGCUCCGGACGCGCAGGGCCUGCGCUCGCUGGGCGUGACCGACAUCGGCGUGCUGCUGCCCGGCAAGGGCGAGGCGGCGCCGCACACCUUCAGCCGCGUCGACAAGAACCUCAACACGGGCAUGUGGGGUCCCGCCGUGUUCGUGUGCUACAAGCGAGCGGUGGCCAAAGCCAACGCGCUGGUAUACGAAGCCGGUCUUCUGAGCCGCUACCCCGCGGACGACCGGGACGCCUUCGCGCUGCCCGAGUCGGUGCCCGUCUUCUGCCUGCCCAUGGGCGUGGCUCUGGAGAGCUGGCCCAUCGACGCCAAGUACCAGCUGCCCGUCUUCUCCACCUUCGUGCUCACCUCGGCCAGCGGGGACAAGGUGUACGGCGCCGCCAUCCAGUUCCACGAGGCGUUCCCCAGGGAGGUUCUGUCGGAGCGCCAGAGCUUGCGUCUGGGCCUGCUGAGCGUGGUGGACCGCCGGCCCGUCCCGGAGCGCAGCCUGCAGGCCAAAAAGAGCAUCUGCGUGCUCUCGCACUGGCCCUUCUUCCACGUCUUCCAGAAGUUUCUCACCUUCAUCUACCGAUACUCCGUCUCUGGACCACACGUGCUGCCGCUCGAGAAGCACAUCUCCAGCUUCAUGCACAACGUUCCCUUCCCGUCUCCCCGGCGACCUCGCAUCCUGGUUCAGCUUUCUCCGAACGACAACCUUCUUCUGUGCCAGCCCGUGUCCUCCCCGCUGCCGCUCAGCGGCGCCAGCUUCCUGAAGCUCCUCCAGAACUUGGGUCCGGGGAACGCGUGCGCGCUGCUGCUGGCCGUGCUGACGGAGCAAAAGGUUCUGCUGCACUCGCUGCGUCUCGACGUCCUGACGGCGGUCAGCGAGGCGCUCGUCUCCAUGACGUUCCCGCUGCGCUGGCUGUGCCCGUACAUCCCGCUGUGCCCGCUCCAGAUGGCCGAAGUGCUGCUGGCGCCCGUGCCCUUCAUCGUGGGCGUGCACUCCAGCUACUUCGACUCGUACGACCCCCCCGCCGAGGUGGUCUGCGUGGACCUGGACACCAACGCCGUCUUCCAGUCGGACGACAAGAAGCCGUUGUCGUGGCGAUCGUUACCCCGGAAACCCGGCAAGACUCUUUUCAACGCGCUGAGCGACAUGCACAAGACGCUGGAGCAGAUUUGCUCUCCGGGCCAGGAGGAGGCGACGCUGGAGUUCCUGCUGACGGACUUCGACCAGAUGUACCGGCGCCAGAAACAGCUGGAGCUCGACAUCCAGGAAGCCUUCCUGCGCUUCAUGAGCUGUCUGCUGCGAGGGUACCGCGCCUUCCUGCUGCCCAUCACGCAGGCGCCCUCCGACACCACCACCGACUGCAGCUCCCUCUUCAACCUGCAAGGCUUCCUGAAGUCUCGCGAGCGCACUCAGCAGAAGUUCUUCGGGCAGCUGACGCGCACGCAGAUGUUCACGCAGUUCAUCGAGGAGUGCUCGUUCGUCAGCGACCGCCACGCCUGCCUGGAGUUCUUCGACGAUUGCGUCCAAAAGGUGGACGUGGAGAAGCCGGAGGACGUCCGUCUGGUGGACGUGGACGAGAGCCACUGCGGCGAGCGCACCGUCUUCAUCAUGCCGCCCGAGCAGCCCACCCGAGACGACGGCUCCGAGUGCCCCGCCCGCUACAGCUACGACACGUUUCCGGCCUUGAGGGCGGAGCUCUUCGACCGCCCGCUCGACCGACUGCGCGUCCCCGCCAAGGGCGGAGCGCCCGGUAGCCCCGCCCCCAGGCGCACCAAACAGGAGCUGAAGGUGGCGCAGCGGCGGGCGCAGAAGUGCUGCGGCUCGGCCGACAUGUGGUGCAAGUGCCUGCUGGGUCACGUGUACGGCUUGUGGUUCAUCUACCUGCCCACCUUCGUGCGGGCGCAGAGCGCCAAGGUGCCCGCCCUCCACGCCGCCUACGACGUCCUCAAGCACAUGGAGAGCCGGAAGGUUCUGCUGCCUGACGAGGUGUGUUACAGGAUCCUGAUGCAAUUGUGCGGGCAGUACGGUCAGCCCGUGCUUGCCGUGCGGGUCCUUCUGGAGAUGAAGAAGGCGGGCAUCACGCCCAACACCAUCACGUACGGCUACUACAACAAGGCGGUGCUGGAGAGCAAAUGGCCGUCGACCAAUCGGGGCGGGCGCUUGCUUUGGGCCAAGCUGAGGAACGCGGUGCUGGCCGUCGCCCUCUUCAGGCGGCCCCUCAAACUGCGCCGCGACGGCCGAGCCGUGACGGAGGAGCGCGGGCCCCGCCCCCGGCCGCCUCUGAUUCGUCAGGCCAGCUGGAGCGGCCUCAGCGAGAGCUCCAGUCACGAAUCUCUGACGGGCUCGUUGGCCAAGAGCAGCAGCCUCAGCAGCAUCAAGACGCCCGCGCAACCGGCGAACGCCAGCAACAGGAAGUUGGGCCACCAAGACCGCGUGUCCACGAAGCCCCCCUUGGCUCCGCCCCCGAGCGGCGUCCCGGUGCGUCGCAGUGACGUCUGCUUGUCCAGCUUCUACGCGGACGACAACGAAGACGAGUACGACGGCGGAUGCGAGGCGGCGGCGGCGGCCUGGUCGGGGAGAGCGACGGGCGCGGGCGCGGCGCCGGUGGACGAGAAUGACAACAAAGUGUCGCCGCCCGGCCGAGGCCUGGCGGGCAGGCUGCAGCGGCUCCUGACGCCCACGCGGCACCGGGCGGGCGCGCGGCGCGCGGCCAGCGUGGACGAGCGGCGGGCCGGCGCGGGAGGACGAGGGUCCGCCGGAGCUUCGGGCCGCCGGGUGUCCGAGCAGCGGCGGUCCGGGAAGUCUCAGGUGGCGGAAACGCUGCCGGGCAAAGAACGCCUCGCCAACGCCAACUCGGAGAGCUCGCUGUCGCCGAGCAGCGACGCGGACUCGGCGGACGCGCCCCGACCGUCGCGCGACUCCUGGGACGCCGGCCGAGACGCGGCGGGAAUCGAGGUUUUGAUGUCGAGCUGCUCGCGGUGCCGCGCGUGCGGCUUCCUGGUGUACGACGAGGAAAUCAUGGCCGGGUGGACGCCCGACGACUCCGACCUCAACUCCCGCUGCCCCUUUUGCGCCGCCCCCUUCGUCCCCUUCCUCAACGCCCACAUCCGCGACCUCCGGCCCCCCGGCAGCGACACCGAGGGCGAGACGGCCGCCGGGCCUCCCGACGGAGGGCGGGCCGCGCCGCCGCCGUGCAACGGCGACGACUCCGCCUCCGACAGCGCCGCGGCUGCGGUGGCGGUGGCGUACGUGAGUCCGCUGGUGCUGCGGAAGGAGCUGGAAAGUCUUCUGGACCACGAGGGCGAGGCGGUGCUGGGGCAGCCGCAGUUCCUGGAGAGCCACUGCAUCAUCUUCUGGAACCUUCUGUGGUUCUUCCGGCGACUCGGCCUGCCCAGCCACCUGCUGCAGCUGCUGCCCCUCCUCGCCGAGUCCGCGCAGUGGGACUGCGUGAGGGUGAGGCUCCUGUGGGACACCCUGACCCCGGACCCCGACUCUUGGCCCCCCCUCUACGUCCUGUGGCGUCUUCACAGCGGCGUGCCCGUGCCAAGAUUCCGCCGGCGCCGCCACAACCACCCGUUCACGCUGUCCUUCCUGGAGGAGGUCCUGCGCUGCGUGGGCAUGAACGAGGUCCACAAGGCCGUCACGCUCUUCCUCGACACCGUCCGCAAGACGCAGCACGCAUCCGCGCCGCCGCUACGCAGGAGCGUGUACAGAGAGUUCCUGUUCCUGACACUGGCGGCCAUGGGCAACGAUCACGCCGCGGCCUUCGACAAGAAGUACAAGGCGGCGUACUCGCGCCUCAGCGGCGUCGUGGGCAAAGAAGAGCUGCGCAGGAAUCGGGCGCAGCCGCCCGGCGCCAAGGCGCUCGAUUGCAGGCGCUGCUUCCGGCCGUCGCUCCAGUGCUGACCGCUCGCCGGCGCGUCCCGCUUCCUCCUCUCCGCCGGCGGACGCCGGCCCUCCGCGCCCACAGCUCCGCCCUCCGACGUGGGGCGGCCG
Molecule: messenger RNA, 10112 nt
Organism: Phycodurus eques (leafy seadragon)
Lineage: Eukaryota; Metazoa; Chordata; Actinopteri; Syngnathiformes; Syngnathidae
Product: DENN domain-containing protein 4B-like
Exons: 29
Coding region: 5691-10022 (1443 amino acids)
Biological process (GO): protein homotetramerization; regulation of Rab protein signal transduction
Cellular component (GO): cytoplasmic vesicle
Molecular function (GO): cAMP response element binding protein binding
Source: RefSeq, a predicted model, not a curated record